Messenger RNA from Scophthalmus maximus (turbot), 2165 nucleotides. RefSeq names its product ankyrin repeat and death domain containing 1B (gene ankdd1b). The record is from RefSeq and is a predicted model, not a curated record. Gene Ontology annotation, biological process: signal transduction. Lineage: Eukaryota; Metazoa; Chordata; Actinopteri; Pleuronectiformes; Scophthalmidae. Gene Ontology annotation, molecular function: protein binding. Bases 207 to 1868 code for a protein of 553 amino acids. The transcript is spliced from 15 exons.
GCGUGAAGAAAAUAGUUGGUUCACUCGCAUUUCAAGGUUUGCUUGCUGUUGACUAUUUCAGGACGGGAACGGCUUCUCGUCUCUCUUUCGUGUGAUCUGUCUCCUUUGGUGUUUGGUUUGCCUUGGGUGCAUACGUUAAGUGUGUUUGUUGCAUUAGACUAAGCCCACCUUGUUCACACAGAGAGGUAAUUUAAAACAGCGUCCAAAUGGAGAGAAAAUCUUUGGCUUUGAGGGCGCUGAUCAAAAACCACAGCCCUAACAAGGAGGAACUGGACCCUAGGAAGUGGAUGAGAGGGGAGACUGUGCAGGGCUUUGCCGACUUUGUACUGAAUAAGGACUCGGACAAAGAGACAGACAACAGCUUUGACAAUAAAGAGAUGCUGCUUGAUGUAGAGAAGCAGUUCAUGGAGGCAGCCAAGAGAAACGACGUGGAGACCAUGAAGACUAUUGGAAAAGGGUUGAAUGCCAAUGCAAAGAAUGUGCACAACAGGACUGCCCUCCACUACGCAGUAGCUGGCAAAAACAAGGAAGCUGUUCAGCUUCUUCUUCAGCGCAGGGCCAAGGUGGAUCAAAAGGACACGUACGGCGUGGCACCCAUUCAUCUAGCGGCCUGGUUUGGCAGUUUGGAGAUCUUGAAAUUAUUGGUGCAGGCCGGGGCCGAACAGAAGGUCGAGAAUGAGGAAGGAUUGAACAUUAUGCACUGUGCUGCUAUCAACAAUCACACGGAAAUUAUCGAGUAUAUUGUUAGUGACCUACAGAUGAAAGAACUAGACAAAGAAGACAAGUCAGGGCGCCGGGCCUUCGCGUUGGCGGCAGAGCAUGGGUGCGUUGACAUGUUGGAGAUGCUGACGGAGCCGUACGAAAUGGCCACCAUGAAGCCCAACAAGAGAGGCGACACGCCCCUGCACCUAGCGGCCAGGAACGGCCACAUGGAUGCCGUGCAGCUGCUGCUGCUGAGCUUUGAUACACGGGAUGAAGUCAAUGCGGAUGGCGAGACGGCUCUGUACCAAGCUGCAGACAACGGUCACGAAGAAUGUGUUCUGACCCUGCUGGAGUCCGGCUGUGACCCCGACAUCCUCACAACGGCCAAAUGCAGCGCUCUCCACCCAGUUUCAGAGAGAGGAGACAGUUCUCUUGUCCAAGUCUUCUUAGACUACAAAGCCAACACUGACUUUCAGAAUCAACACCUCGAGGCCCCUCUCCACCUGGCAGUGAACAACAGUCACAUCCCCGUCAUCCAUUCUCUACUGCGCGCUGGCUGCAACAUCAACGCCACCAAUAAAAGGUCCCAGACUGUUAUGCAUCUCGCUGCAGAACUGGCCAGAAUAGAAGUUGUGGAAAUGCUUCUUAAAGCUGGGCUGGAUGUGACAAUCCAGGAUACGCAGGGUAAAACAGCUCUGGGUGUGGCAGCCAGAGCAGACGAGGUGAUUAUUGUGGACAUGAUCAUCAAAGCAGAGAGAUACGACACCUGGAGGAAGGCCAACCCUGAGCUUAAUGAGAGUGUUCACAGCGAGUAUCCGCUAACGUUCAAACUCGACCACCGCCAAGAGACCCGCCAGCUCCGCUCGAUGGCCUGGCGCCUGGCGUACGAGCUCCUGAAACCAGGGGACUGGAAAAAACUGGCGGAGCACUGGAACUUCACCAAGGAGCAAGUUUCAGCCAUCGAGGAGCAGUGGACAGGUCCACACAGCUACCGAGAGCAUGGGAACAGGAUGCUGCUGAUCUGGCUCCAUGGGGAGGAUCUGGCUCAGAGGAGCCCUGCGAAAGAACUUUACCAGGGCCUCAUCUUCACAGGGAACAGGAAAGCUGCAGAUAAGAUUCGGAUGGAGGCAGAGAGCGUCAGCCACAGGAGCUGCAGCAUUUCAUGAGGAUAAUCACUGGAACAUCUGGAUUGACAAGAUUAACUGAUAUUAACAUUUUUUCCAACUACUACUAAAAUAAUUUAUUUUCAAAAAUAACAUUGUACAUCAUCAAAUAUUGCUUUAGUUAGGUAAAAUAAAUCUGUGGUGUUGGAUGGUCAAUCCCAGUGGAAAUCAUCUUUAUCAACAGCACAAAUAUUUAAAAUAUGUGGUUUUACACAUGACAGCCAUCACCUGUGCAUAAUUCAAAGUGAAACUUUUUCAUAAAAUAAAUGUCCUUUUUGCAAUUCUUAACUGUCCAUGUGG